Alosa alosa (allis shad) is the source of this 1017-nucleotide messenger RNA. RefSeq names its product cytolytic toxin-alpha-like. The transcript is spliced from 2 exons. The annotation marks the transcript as partial. NCBI's taxonomy places the organism in Eukaryota, Metazoa, Chordata, Actinopteri, Clupeiformes, Clupeidae. The record is from RefSeq and is a predicted model, not a curated record.
AUGGCGGCGCCUGGUGUCCAUUCUCUCAUUCCAGGAAUCAGUCUCUGGAAGAGUGAGGAUAUCAAAAGCAAAACACAUGUCAGUCCUCGGCCCACCACAGGAUUCAAGGUGUCAGCGUCGGACUCCCUCAGUGAGAAGACCAAACUGCUGGACGUGACCGCCUCAGUGAAGCUCAGCCUCAUCGGUGGGCUGAUAACAGCUGACGGUUCUGCCAAGUACCUCAACGAGAAAACUUCCUCUACUCGUCAGUGCAGUUUCACACUAGACUACCACGAGACCACAGAGGGUAGAGAGCUCAUGAUAUCUGAACUGGAUGUUCCAAGUCCUGAGGUCUUUGACAAGACAGAUGCUACACAUGUUGUAAGUCUGGUAAUCUAUGGGGCUGAUGCACUCAUGGAAUUCCAGGAAACAGCCAGCGAUGUUUCAAGCAAGCAGGAGAUCGAGGGAAAUCUAAAUGUUAUGAUCAAGAAAAUCCCAGGAAUUGAGAUCAGUGGGGAUGGAAGCCUGAAGAUGAAUGAUGAAGACAAGGAGAAGGUGAAGAACUUCAGCUGCAGGUUCUAUGGUGACUUUCGACUGGAAGAUCUCCCCUCUACAUUUGAGGAUGCUGUGAGGGUGUACAAACAGCUGCCCAGCCUGCUGGGAGAGAAAGGAGAGACGGCUGUGCCUGUGAAGGUCUGGUUGUAUCCACUGAGCAAGCUUGGUGACACAAAGUACAAGUUGAAGAAAAUGAUCUCAGACGAACUGGUGUCAGCAGUAGAGAAGGUGAUGGAUGAUUUCCACCAGGCUGAGAUAAGAUCCAAUGACCUGCUGGAGAGGAGCAAAGAGAUCAAGGCUGAAGAGAUCAUCCACAAACUGGAGAAGUUCCAAAGCAGCCUGAGGGAUUUCACCACUGAGUUUCUGGGGAAAAUAGGAGAACUGAUCCCAGCCAUUACAGAAGGUGAGAAGGAGGAAAUGGCUCUGAGAGACCUCCUGAAGGUCCAGGGUGCAUCUGGCUUCAGUGGGGAGGAUGUGAAGCAG